This is a messenger RNA of Microsporum canis CBS 113480, 1164 nucleotides long. Its product is annotated as proteasome subunit alpha type 6. The coding region runs from base 1 to 1164 and encodes 387 amino acids. The transcript has 2 exons. The record is from RefSeq and is a predicted model, not a curated record. NCBI's taxonomy places the organism in Eukaryota, Fungi, Ascomycota, Eurotiomycetes, Onygenales, Arthrodermataceae.
AUGGGCUCGACUUUACUAUCCGCCUCAAAGAAGGCUGGAAGUAAAUCAACAUCCUCUAAGCAUUCAUCCAGCAAAAGCAUCGAAAUCAUUAACGAGAAUGGCGAAACCAAUCAGCGAAAGACAAAGAAACGAAAGGCUGCACCGGAGCCUGAGAACCAGAUAGCGAAGGACGACCAAAAGGAUCCUUUGAUACCCUUGAAUGGAAGCAACCCAAAUUCCGGAUCUAAACCUCGGAAAUCUGUCACUUUUUCAGAAGAUACAAAGCUGGAGGAUGAUAUAGCCGUGGUUGAUUCCGAACUUACCGUGGACCCUGAAGAUGAUCCUGACUCGCUUGCAAAUAGAAGAGCAGCUAAGCGGCGCAAAAGAGAGGAACGCAGGAAGGACCGCAAUACCUCAGCACAAGCCAAACCGGAGGAACCUAAAACACCGUCCGAUCCAAUUUUAGCAUACCUGUCAACAUAUCAAAACUCACGAAGCGAAUGGAAAUUCCAAAAGAACCGAGAUACAGCUGUUCUGAAGAAUUGUUUCUCCAUAGACCGGAUACCACCUGGCUACGACUCUGCACUUAGAGCUUAUCUGUCAAGCUUAAAAGGGGAGGCGGCUAAAAAACGCAUCGUGGAGGCUGCCAAGGAAGCUAUAUCAAAUGACGACAAGAGCACCAGCGACCCAACGACCGCAGAUGUUGAGGCCCAAAGGUCUAUAUACGACGAUGCUGUAGAUGCAUUUAGGAACCGGCUGGAAAAGCAGGAUGGUAGCCAAGACGAUGAUGAAGUACCUGCUGACCUAAGUCCGUCAUGGCAUAAGAGACUGAGCACAAGGAAACGUGCCGAGUUGAUCCUUUACCUGUUCCGUGAUAGUAUUCCGAAACCGCCUCCUCCGAAGAAGCCCACUCGGAAAACCAGGACGGCUGUGGUAUCUGAUUCGAGCAGUAGCAGCGAAAGUGGCACCGACACCGACAGUACUAGUGAUAGUGAAACUGAUAGUGAUAGCGACAGUACUAGUGAUAGUGGGAGCGAUAGUGACAGCGAUAGUAGUGAUUCAUCCGGCUCCAAUCUGGUAGUUCACAAGAACUUGGCAAAUUACUCCAAGUCUGAAUCCAGCUCAGGUCCUGCAGAAGCCUCUGAGGAUACAUCAUCCUCUGGGUCUGACUCUGAUUCAUCCUGA